Molecule: messenger RNA, 3117 nt
Organism: Mycena citricolor
Lineage: Eukaryota; Fungi; Basidiomycota; Agaricomycetes; Agaricales; Mycenaceae
Source: the annotation of a GenBank genome assembly
CGACUCCUCAACGCGUUCAAGACUCCACACAAGCCUUUCUUCAUGGCAGACCUCACGCAACUCGUGCCUCCUAAAGAUCUGGACGACUCUAUCAAGGAGACUGUCUUCCGCCAUAUCUUCUGUCGAUUGGCUUCAUUCCGGAACACAGCUCUACUCCACAGCGAGCUCGAGCAGAAUCUGACUGAGCUAGACGCGAAAGUGAAGAGUCAACGCAAGGACGACUUCGACAGAGAAAUACAAAAUUGGGCCCAGAAUCUGGUUGAGAACGCUUGGAUGGCGUGCGGUGAAAUUGGCGGAGGCGAAUGCCCGCAACUGGACCCUUACACCGAUACGUCUACUGGACAUCUCGAUCAACUACCCCCGCAAGAGACUCUUACAAAGAUUCUGAACACAGUCCUGUUCCUCAACAUCGCUGGCUCCAAGGAAUUCUCUGCCCGCACACGAAGCUUCCUGACUACCAUCGGCAAAUGCGACGAAGAUAUCAUCGUAUCUGCACUCAAGAAUCCAAGCAAGGCGAUAGAAGAGACACAGAAGCUGGCCGAGUCCUCUCGAUUAGAACAUGCGAAGAUGGGACGAACACUGCGGAUGGUGGGUGUUGGCCUGGGGGCUGUUGCUGGAGGUGUCCUUGUGGGGGUGACCGGCGGCCUAGCCGCGCCGCUAGUUGGUGCCGGUGUUGCAACUGUUCUCGGGUUCUUCGGGAUAGGUGGAACUGCGGUGGGGAUACUGGCCAGUGCCCUUGCGAGUACGGCUCUUCAUGCUCGGAGGGCACGCUCCUCAUUGUCUCCAGGCUCUAGCGUUAUCUGUGGUGCUUUGUUCGGUGCUUACGGCGCACGAUCCACGUCGAAAAUGGUCGAAAGGCAUACUCGUGAAAUCCGAGAUCUGGACAUCUUGGCUCUGCACAAUAUCAGCAAAGAGCACGAAACACUGGCUGUGCGUAUGUGUGUCAGCGGCUGGCUUUCUAGCAAAGAUGAUGUCACUGCUCCGUGGAAAGUGUUCUCCGGUGACGAUACUUAUGCUUUGCAAUGGGAAGUCGAGCUGCUGCAAUCGUUGUCAAACUCGUUGGUUACACUGGUCAAAACGAAUGCUUUGCGGUAUAUCAAGGCUGAAGUCAUCAAGCGUACUGUGUUUGCCACUCUGAUGAGCUCAUUGGCGCCAAUGGCAAUUCUGAAAGUCGGUCAAAUCAUCGACAACGACUGGAUGAACAGUCAAGCGUUAGCAAUUAAAGCCGGUCGUGUGCUAGGUGAUCUGCUCCAUAAACGGGUUUUCGGGAAUCGACCUGUCACAUUGACAGGCUAUUCUCUCGGAGCACUGGUGAUCUUUCAAGCGCUCGAAUGUCUGGCCGCUCUGCCACCAUCGGAGACAGUGCAUCUCAUCGAAGAUGUGUAUCUUUUCGGCGCACCUGUGACCACAGACUUGGCCAGAUGGGCCAGCAUCAGACGUCUGGUCAGCGGCCGUCUGGUCAAUGGCUACGCGCGGGAUGACUAUGUGCUGGCGGUGCUCUCGCGAAUAUCCAAUGCAAGCUGGGAAGUGGCUGGUCUCCGUUCAGUCGAUGUCGUCGGAGUUGACAAUGUACUUUGCGAGGAGGUCGAGGGACACACACAGUGGAGAGUGAUGGUCGGCAAAUCCCUGCAGCUUGCCGGUGCUCCGCAGAUUGAAGAUCAGAGGGUGCUGGAACAAACAGAAAACGGUCACGCCGAUCCUACCUACGCUGCAGAACUGCCGGACGAUGCUUGAAUCUAAUCAUUUUAUGUCUUCAAGACCAUCACGAGAAAUUGACAGAGAAUCACGUCCUUCAUGCCAUAUGCCAAGAAGCCAUCAGAUGCAAAUUACCGCAGGCGAGUAGGCCGAGCAGACUCAGCGGACGCCCCGAUCGCUCCAACCGGGUGAGGAGAGCGCACUUCUUGUUCCUGCCGCGCAUGACAUUGACAAAGACGUGCACGUGCUUACACCAGGCUCGUCUGGAACGAAUUCGCGGAGUAAAGCAAGCAGCUCAGCCCUCUCUUUUCUCGGACGCGACAUAGGCCCCUUCUUACCAUUGAGUCACAUGACCGCGAUAGACGAUAUUACUCAAAUAGCCGGAUCCUCGAUGCGGUGAUUAAGACAGCCAAGCUGUAGCGAAACGCCCUUAAUGUCGGCCGUCCAACCGCUCCACUCAUUUAUAGGCGGUCUCGGUCUCUCCCUCCCCGUGCACUCGCUCCUCCUUCUAAAUGGACGGAUAUUCGGCAUCAGCGGGUUCCUCCAUCGCAGUGUUCGCGGUAGCAAGGAGUCCAUCGCGUCCGCUGCAGGGCUUUUAAUUGGCGGGGUUCUUAUUGGGCUGAUAGAAAAGUCUGUUCCCCAGCCAUGCCCGGUUUCAUUCCCGUCCCUGGUGCUCUCAGGUCUGCUGGUCGGAGCCGGAACCAAGCUGUCCAACGGAUGUACCUCUGGACAUAUGCUUGCUGGGAUUUCCAGACUUUCUGUCCGUUCCGUGGUCUCCACUGCUGUGUUUUUCUCGAUUGGAGCCAUAACUGCUCAAUAUUUGCAUUGGAACUUGCCUCCGACCCCUGACUUAUUAGAUUGGACUUUAAGGGCACCAGGGAGAACUCUCUUGGUAGCUCAGGUUUUUCCCUUGCUCGUUUCCACUGUGCUCUUCCUCGCGACGCCACCCGCAACGACGGAACUGGCGGAUAACGACACCACUCUUUCGCGCCUUGCUGCUUCAGUAGCCACAGGACUGGAAUUCGCGCUAGCGUUGAAGCUGUCCAACCUUACUGAGCCGCUCCGAGUACUCGCGUUUCUCUUGCUCCCCUAUCACCAGUCUUUUGAUCCUUCCCUCGCUUUCCUCGCUGCUGGCGCGCUUCCAUCUGGUAUCGCUCUCUAUCAGCUCUGUCGGGGACCGGAACGCCCAAAGCUUGGAGGGAAAUGGGCUGUGCCGAGUGUUGGGCGAGUGGAUAUGAGACUGAUCAUGGGAAGCGUCAUCUUCGGUCUGGGCUGGGGGCUUGCCGGGAUCUGUCCUGGUCCGGCGGUUGUCAAUCUGGGACGCUCACUCGCCGUAGGAGCCGACCCAGUGCCCAUGCUUGUCUGGUUAUUCGCGAUGGUCUUCGGAGGUAUAAGCCUUUAAGCCGAUUACACUGCCCGUUA